UAGUUCAUUGAAAUGAUGCUCUACGUUUCCCCCCGCAGAGAACGGUCUCUGCAGCAGAAUCCAGUGUCGUGUGUAAGUGUCAGCACGCAGACGGCUUCUGAGGACCAGGCGUCCACGCUGUGGGAUGAGCUCAGUCUGGUUGGCCUUCCAGACGCCAUCGAUGUCCAAGCCUUGCUCGAUCUGACAGGCUCCUGUUGGGCUCAUCACCGUUGUGUGGAGUGGUCGCUGGGCACGUGCCAGACGGAGGACCCCGCGGGAGAAAGUGUGGACAGAGCUGUUGUCUCAGGGAGCACAGAACGAUGUGCAUUUUGUAAGCACCUUGGAGCCACUAUCCGAUGCUGUGAAGACCAAUGCCCGCGGACGUACCAUUACCCCUGCGCCGCGGGCGCCGGCACCUUCCAGGACUCCAAGCGCUUCUUCCUGCUCUGUCCCGAACACAUCGACCGGGCGCCGGAAAGAUCAAAGGAAGGCGCCAACUGCGCAGUGUGCGACAGCCCGGGAGACCUCCUGGACCAGUUCUUCUGCACCACCUGCGGCCAGCACUACCACGGAAUGUGCCUGGACAUCGCUGUCACUCCGCUGAAGCGUGCAGGUUGGCAAUGUCCCGAGUGCAAGGUGUGCCAGAAUUGCAAACAAUCCGGAGAAGAUAGCAAGAUGCUAGUGUGCGACACGUGUGACAAAGGGUAUCACACUUUUUGUCUUCAACCAGUUAUGAAAUCAGUCCCGACCAAUGGCUGGAGGUGCAAAAACUGCAGAAUCUGCGUAGAGUGCGGCACGCGGACCAGCUCUCAGUGGCAUCACAACUGCCUGGUGUGUGACAGCUGUUACCAGCAGCAGGAUAACCUAUGUCCGUUGUGCGGGAAGUGCUACCACCCAGAAGUGCAGGAAGACGCGCUUCACUGUAACAUGUGCAGGAGAUGGGUUCAUUUAGAAUGUGACAAACCAACAGAUCAUGAACUGGAUUCUCAGGUCAAGGAAGAGUAUAUCUGCAUGUAUUGUAAACACUUAGCUGCCGAGACGGGGCCGCUGCAGCCGGGCGACGACAUGCUGAUGGCAGAGUUCUCCACAGAUUACAGCAACGAAAUGGAAGUUGAGGGGACUGAAGACCACGAGAUCUAUCUCACGCAAAUAGUCAGUAAAGAUGUCUGCGUUCCAGAACCUGCACCUGGAAUUGUUCCAGAUGCAGUCCCAGUUCACACCGGCGAACAGCAGAGGAGCCAGUCACCAGAGCAUCCUGACACACGUGGCCUUCUGACUUCCGCAUCAUCCCAGGAUAAAAUGAAUUCUGAAUUGGAAAAUAAGAUUUCUCAUGAAGUUGAUAGUGACAAAAUUGAAAUCACUUCUAAAGUGAUGCAUGUUUGUGAUGAAGAUCAGAAUGGAAACAAAAUGGAAGUGACAGAAAACGUUGAAAUCUUUGAUCACCAGAUCAUCGUUCAGCAAGAGGAGCUGGAUUCAUCAGAGAGAGCUAAUGUGACACCCGCAGAAGAGCCAAGGCCCCCGGGGCUGACCGUGGAGUCUGUCACCAUCCCUCUGGAUGCCCUGGUGUCUCCGCUCGAGCAGAGUGGCACCUCGUGUCCCGAGGAACAGCUGGUUAUGGAAGAGGCACUAGACGCGGAACGGAAAGAGAACUCUGAAGCUCCCGCUCCGUCUCCGAGCCUGGAAAUGACCCCUCCCAUGGAGGGCGGCGUGAAGGAUGGCUCACGUGAGGAGGACAGGCCUGUGACCCUGCCAUCCGACACAGAGCCAGCGCUUGGCGCGGCCGCAGAAGUGAGCAAGGCCCGUGCGUCUUCCUCACCACCGCUGCCUCCUGACCCGCCCUCCCACGACGUGCUGCACAGUUUCCCGCCAGCCCUCAGUGCUUCCGUGGGCAGCAUCAUGCCGACGACGUACAUCUCGGUCACUCCCAAGAUCGGCAUGGGUAAACCAGCUAUUUCCAAAAGAAAAUUCUCUCCCGGCCGCCCUCGCUCCAAACAGGGGGCUUGGAGCACCCAUAGUACGGUGAGCCCACCUUCCUGGUCCCCAGACAUUUCAGAAGGCCGGGAACUUUUUAAACCCAGACAGCUUCCUGGCAGUGCCAUCUGGAGCAUCAAAGUGGGUCGCGGGUCAGGAUUUCCCGGGAAGAGGAGGCCUCGCGGAGCGGGACUUUCCGGACGCGGUGGCAGAGGCCGGUCCAAAUUGAAAAGUGGCCUCGGGACAGUCAUGCUACCUGGGGUGUCGGCGGCCGACGCUUCCUCCACGAAGGAUGACGAGGAGAGCUCCAUGCACAACACGGUGGUGCUGUUCUCCAGCAGCGACAAGUUCACUCUGCACCAGGACAUGUGUGUGGUGUGCGGCAGCUUCGGCCAAGGCGUGGAGGGGAGGCUGCUGGCGUGCUCGCAGUGCGGCCAGUGUUACCACCCGUACUGUGUCAGCAUUAAGAUCAGCAGGGUGGUCCUCAGCAAAGGCUGGCGUUGCCUGGAGUGCACCGUGUGCGAGGCCUGCGGGAAAGCCACCGACCCCGGGCGCCUGCUGCUGUGUGACGACUGCGACAUCAGCUACCACACCUACUGCCUCGACCCCCCGCUGCAGACGGUGCCCAAGGGCGGCUGGAAGUGCAAAUGGUGCGUCUGGUGCCGCCACUGCGGGGCCACCUCCGCCGGCCUCAGAGGCGAAUGGCAGAACAACUACACGCAGUGCGCCCCCUGCGCCAGCCUGGCCUCCUGCCCCGUCUGCGGCCGUGGCUACCGCGAGGACGACCUCAUCCUGCAGUGCCGCCAGUGUGACAGAUGGACGCAUGCAGCGUGUCAAAGCCUGAGCACCGAGGAGGAAGUAGAAAGUGUAGCAGACCUUGGUUUUGACUGUAGCAUGUGCAGACCCUAUAUGCCUACUUCUAAUGUGCCUUCCUCAGACUGCUGUGACUCUUCACUUGUAGCCCAGAUCAUCACAAAAGUGAGAGAGCUAGAUCCGCCCAAGACCUACACCCAGGACGGCGUGUGCUUGACCGAGUCAGGGAUGACUCAGUUACAGAGCCUCACGGUGGCCGUUCCAAGAAGAAAGAGAUGCAAACCGAAACUGAAGUUGAAGAUCAUCAAUCAGAAUAGUGUGGCCGUCCUCCAGACCCCGCCGGACUUCCAGUCCGAACACUCGAGGGACGGGGAGAUGGAUGACACCCGAGAAGGAGAGCUCAUGGACUGUGAAGGAAAGUCAGAAUCCAGUCCUGAGCGGGAAGCUGCGGGCGAGGAAACCAAGGGAGGAGAAGGAGCCGAGGGCGUCAAGAAGAGGAAGAGGAAGCCGUACAGACCAGGUAUCGGUGGAUUUAUGGUCCGGCAAAGAAGUCGAACUGGGCAAGGAAAAACCAAAAAAUCUGUGAUUCGCAAAGAUUCCUCAGGCUCGAUUUCUGAGCAGUUGCCUGGCAGGGAUGAUGGCUGGAACGAGCACCUGCCCAACCCUCUGGCCGAUGACUCCAUUUCUGUCACUGAAAACACCGAGAAAAUAAAGAAGAGAUACCGGAAGAGGAAAAACAAGCUCGAAGAGACCUUCCCCGCCUACUUACAAGAAGCCUUCUUUGGGAAAGACCUUCUGGACACAAGUAGGCAGCACAAGCUAAAUGCAGAUAAUCUCUCUGAAGAUCCGGCUCCACUCUCCUACCCAACAGGCAUGAGCACGAGCUUCCUGGAUCCCUUGGAGCCGCUGCUCAGUUCAUCCUCGACGCCGGCAAAGCCUGCAGUUCAAGGUGCUGCUGAGGACCCCUUGGCUGACAUCUCUGAAGUCUUGAGCACGGAUGAUGACAUUCUUGGGAUCAUCUCAGACGACCUCGCGCAGUCUGUGGACGAGUCCGCCAGAAUCGACAUCGGUCCCAUCUCCGAAGGUCCUUCCUCCCUGCCUCAGCCAAUCGUCCACCCGAGUUCACGAUCUCUUAGCGAAGAGCAGCUGGACGGGCUCCUCAGUCCAGAGCUAGACAAGAUGGUCACAGACGGAGCAAUCCUCGGGAAGCUAUAUAAGAUUCCAGAGCUUGGCGGGAAAGAUGUGGAAGACCUGUUCACUGCUGUGCUCAGCCCUGUGACCCCUCAGCCCACCGCGCUCCCACAGCCAGCCCUUGGCCCCUCCCCACAGCUGCUGCCUCUGCACAGCCAGGAUGUCUUUCCGAGGAUACCACUCAUGAACGGCCUCAUCGGACCCGGCCCCCACAUCCCACACAGCUCUCUGCCUCCCGGGAAUGGACUGGGCGCGUUCCCCCCUUAUCCCGAUGCCAGCACGUGGGUGUCGUCCACUCCCAACGUGGAAGGAGAGAGUGACACCCUGUCCAACGCCCAGAGGAGCACACUGAAGUGGGAGAAGGAGGAGGCGCUGGGAGACAUGGCCACGGUGGCUCCUGUCCUCUACACCAACAUCAACUUCCCCAGCCUGAAGGAGGAGUUCCCCGACUGGACUACUAGAGUGAAGCAAAUUGCUAAACUGUGGCGAAAAGCAAGCUCACAGGAGAGAGCACCAUAUGUGCAAAAAGCCCGCGAUAACAGGGCGGCCCUGCGCAUCAAUAAAGUACAGAUGUCUAACGACUCCAUGAAGAGGCAGCAGCAGCAGGACAGCAUCGACCCCGGCUCCCGCAUGGACUCGGACCUGUUCAAGGACCCUCUGAAGCAGAGGGAGUCGGAGCACGAGCAGGAGUGGAAAUUCAGGCAGCAAAUGCGCCAGAAGAGCAAGCAGCAGGCAAAGAUCGAAGCCACGCAGAAGCUGGAGCAGGUGAAGAGUGAGCAGCAGCAGCAGCAGCAGCAGCAGCAGCAGCAGGCGGCCCCCGCCCCGCACGCCCCCCCGGGCCCCGCCACGCCAGGCAGCGGCAUCCAGGGCCCCCUGGCCCCCCAGCCGGCCAGCAGAAGCAUGUCCCCCGCCCAGUCAUUCCACAAGGACCUGUUUACAAAGCCUCCGCCCAGCACCCUGACCGCAGCCUCCUCCUCCUCCUCCUCCUCCUCCUCCUCCUCGGAUGACGUGUUCGUGAAGCCCCAGGCCCCCCCGCCGCCAGGGCCCCCCCGGAUUUCCGUCCCCGAUAACGUGCUCCCCCCACCAGCCACACGGGCGUUCUCGCCCGGCACCCCCAGCUCCCGACCUCGCUCGCCCCUGGACCCCUAUGUGAAGAUGGUGGGCACCCCCAGGCCGGGCCCGCCUGCAGCACAGGGCUUUGCCAGGAGGGGCUCGGGGGGCCUUCCUGAGGCCUGCAGCACUUUGGGGGCUGCCCAGAGGCCCAGUGACACUGCCCCCCGGCCCUCCUGUGCCGCUUCCACGACGGACCCCUAUGCUCAGCCCCCCGACACCCCCAGACCGCUGGGGGCAGAGCCUCGGCCCGCAGCUCUGGGCCCCACCCAGCCACCCCUGCUGUCUGAGCAUCCGGCCCCAGGCCCAGCCGCCCCCACCAGCGACCGCUUUCCCAAGCCCCAGCCGAGGGCAGACGCCUUCCAGAGGCAGCGCCUCCCCGACCCCUAUGCCAGGCCCCUGCUGACCCCUGCGCUUCCAGAUUCUGGGCCCUUCAAAGCUCCCCUGCAGCCCCCGCCUGCCCCCUCGGACCCUUACAGCUCAGCGUCGCAGGCACCUAGGCGGCUCCCCCUGGACCCCUACGAGAGGCCAGCCCUGACGCCUAGGCCUGCGGACAGCUUCCCCCAUGGCCCGGCCAGCGACCCCUACAGCCAGCCGCCCCGUGCCCCAUGCCCAGCCGGGGAGCCUUUCGCCCACCCUGCUCGGGCUUUCCCCCCACCACGUCCUGCAGCUCAGGACCCUUACGCCCAGCCCCCGGGCACCCCCAGGCCCGCCCCGGAGCCCUACUCCCAGCUCCCAGGACCUCCCCACACCCACCUCGACCCCUACGCCCAACCACCUGGCACACCCCGGCCCCUGGCCACUGACCCCUACAGCCAGCACCCGCCCACGCCCCGGCCCGCGCCGCAGCCUGACAUGUUUGGCCAGUCCACAGCCGGCCAGCGGCACCCCGAGGCCUACGCCCACCCUCCCGGUACCCCCCGGCCUGGGACCUCUGCCCCGUACCCGCUGCCACCAGCAGCGCCCCGGCCAAGGACCUCAGAGGGCUACUCACGGCCCUCGGCCUCUAGGCCCGGCCUCAUGCCCACCCAGGACCCUUUCCUGCCGGCUGCCCAGCUCCGAGGACCAGCGCUGCCCAGGCCACCCGACGGCUGUGCCCAGGGUCCCAGGCCCCCCGGACCCAGCCUCUCAGAUGCCUUCUCCCCCUCGGCCACUCGCGACCCCUAUGACCAGCCCCCCAUGACUCCCAGGCCUCAACCCGACUCCUUUGGCUCAGGUCAAGGAGGCCUGGACUCAGAGCAGCCGAGGUCCGGGGCCGAUGGCAGCCUCAGCGCCCCUUCCAACUCCCCCAGGGCUCCGCAGGGGCCCCAGUUCCCCGGGGUGGCCCAGCUGCCCACGCCCACAGGCCCCGAGGCACAGAGGCCCCUGAACAUGUCUCCAGCCGAAGCAGAGAAGCUGCGACAGAGGCAGAAGCUGCGUGAGAUCAUCCUGCAGCAGCAGCAGCAGAAGAAGAUGGCCAACCGGCAGGACAGGAGCGCGCAGGAGCCCGCAGCAGCGCCCCACCCCGGCGCCCUGCAGCACUGGCAGCCCGAGGCCGUGGCCCAGCCCUUCACGCGGCCCCCACCCCCCUACCCCGGCAGCCUCAGGGCCCCCGCUGUCCCUCCCUUGGGACCCAGAUACGCCAUGUUUCCAAAGGACUCGCGAGGGCCCUACCCUCCUGAAGUCUCUGUGGCGGGCCUGAGGCCUCACGGAUUCAGGUUUGGGUUUCCCGGAGGCGGUCCCGCCGCCCUGCCCAGUCAGGAGCGCUUCCUGGUGCCCCCGCAGCAGAUGCAGGGGCCCCGCGUCCCCCCGCAGCUACGGAGGUCCUCGUCCGACAUGCCGAGGCCUCUGAGCAGCUCACAGAUGAGCGCCCAGGCCGGACUCCCCCAGCACUUCCCCCCGCAGGGGCUGCCGCUUCAGCAGCACAACAUCCUGGGCCAGGCCUUCAUCGAGCUGCGCCAUCGAGCCCCGGACGGCAGGCCCCGGCCACCCUUCCCGGCCGCCCCCCCUGGCGGCCUGCUGGAGCCGCCUGCCCACCCCAGGCACGGGGGCUUCCUCCACCGACCGGACUUCCCGGCCCCCAGACCGGCGGCGGAGCCCUUGAGGAGACCGCCCCCGGGUCUGGCGAGUCAGCCGCCUGCCCACGCGCACCUAGACCCGCGGCCCCCGGCACAGCAAGAGCAGGGCCACUCUGCCCACGCGGCCGCCGCCGUGCUCGUGCGGCCCCUGGGCCACCCGUUGGGGGGCGACUUCCCCGAAGCCCCUCUGCCCGCGCCGGCCCCCGCGGCCCCCGAGGGCUUGCAGCUGGGCGCUCGGCCUCCCGACGGCCUGGAGGAGAAGCUGGAUCCCGACGACCCUUCUGUGAAAGACCUGGACGUGAAAGACCUGGAAGGGGUCGAGGUCAAGGACCUGGACGACGACGACCUAGAGAACUUGAACCUGGAUGCGGAGGACGGCAAGGGGGACGAGCUGGACACGCUGGCCAGCCUGGAGACCAACGACCCCAACCUGGAGGACCUCCUGCGUGCGGGCGAGUUCGACCUCAUCGCCUACACAGACCCGGAGCUCGACCUGGGGGAUAAGAAGAGCGCCUUCAGCGAGGAGCUGGACCUCGGCGUCCCCGUGGGCGAGAAGCUAGACCACCAGUGCGCCCCCACAGAGCCCACAGAGAGGGACGGGGACGGGGACGACGACGGGGCCGCUCCCGGUGACCCCGCGCUGUGGAAGCAGCCCGACGGGGCGGCCGGCGAGAUAAAGACGGAGGCGCCUUCUCCAAAGCCCAAAGCAGAGCCCCGCAGCGAGGCGGAGAGGAGCGAGGAGGGCAGGGGGGACCCGGGCACGCCCUGCCACCAGGCCUCCGCGCUCACGGACACCAAGGAGGGAGGCCGGACGCCGCUGCCCGCUGGCGAGGCCAAGAGGCCUGGGGACGACGCCAAGGGGGAUGCGGCCGGCUCCGGCUCUGGCUCUGGCUCGGACCGGGCUCCCGGGGCCCCCCAGCUGCCGGCCGAGGACGGGCCGGGCACCUGCGGCCUGAGCAGCUCCACCCCGGUGCUGUCUGGCCUCCUGGCCGCCGAGAAGCCAGAUGGUUCAGACGCCAGGCCUCUGGGGUCCCCGCCGCCCACCGUGCCGGCCUCGCCCUCCGAGCCAGCGCCCAGCCUGCCGCCCCCGCUGAUGACCCCGCCUGGGCCCGUGCUGGACAGCCCCCUGGCUCCGGGCGUGGCAGCCGUCUCCAGGGCGAGCCACGCUUUCCCCCAGGCUGUGCCAGUGCCCCCCGGGUUCCUCCAGAGUCAGCCCGCGGUGGUCACCCCUGGCUUUGGGGCCGGGAACCCUGCCCCCCAGCCCGGCCCGCCGCUCGUGCCCCCCCUGCCGCUGGCGCAGCAGGGCCGGGAGCGGCCUCUCCUGCUGGAGGAGCAGCCGCUGCUGCUACAGGACCUGCUGGACCAGGAGAGACAGGAGCAGCAGCAGCAGCGGCAGAUGCAGGCCAUGAUCCGCCAGCGCUCCGAGCCCUCCUUCUUCCCCAACUUCGAUUUCGAUGCGAUUACCGAUCCUAUUAUGAAAGCCAAAAUGGUGGCCCUCAAAGGCAUAAACAAAGUAAUGGUACAAAACAGCAUGGGCAUGCCUCCCAUGGUUAUGAGCAGGUUCCCCUUCAUGGGACAGGGGGUGACAGGAGCACAGAACACUGACGGCCAGAGCCUCCUGCCACAGGCGACCCCUCAGGAUGGCAGUAUAACACAUCAGAUUUCUAGGCCUAAUCCUCCAAAUUUUGGUCCAGGCUUUGUCAACGACUCGCAGCGUAAGCAGUACGAAGAAUGGCUCCAGGAGACCCAGCAGCUUCUUCAGAUGCAGCAGAAGUACCUGGAGGAGAAAAUCGGUGCCCACAGGAAAUGCAAAAAGGCCCUCUCCGCCAAGCAGCGCACAGCCAAGAAAGCGGGCCGGGAGUUCCCGGAGGAGGAUGCCGAGCAGCUCAAGCACGUGACGGAGCAGCAGAACGUGGUGCAGAAACAGCUGGAGCAGAUCCGCAAGCAGCAGAAGGAGCACGCGGAGCUGAUGGAGGAUUACCGCCUCAAGCAGCAGCAGCAGUGUGCGCUGGGGGGGCAGCCACAGGCCCCCCUGGCUCCCGGCCCCGCCCCACCCGGCUUCCCCCUGGCGCCCCACCCUCCGCACCCCGGGGUCCUGGGAGCCCACGUUGGUCCUGUGCGUGCGCCCAGCCUGCCCGCCUGGCGGCCCCCCGGGCCCCCAGCCCACCUGCCCCUCAACCCCCCGGCCCCCCAGAUGCCCAUGAAGACUUGCACCCCGGCCCCGGGGGCUGUGCCCAGCGCCAGCCCGCAGGGAGGCCCGCCGCCCCGGGUGCAGUUUGAGGACAACAACCCCUUCAGCGAGGGCUUCCAGGAGCGGGAGCGCCAGGAGCGGCUGCGGGAGCAGGGCCUGCGCCUACAGCUGCUGCGGGAUGCCGACCGCCACCGGGCGCUGCAGCAGGGCCUGCCCGCGCCCCCCCUGCCCUUCUGCGGCGCCCCUGACCUGCCCCGGGACAUCCUGCAGCCGCCUCAGCACCCACCCGGGCCCCUGGGCUCGCCCCCCGCCCAAGCCUUCCUGCAGAGCGCCGAGCGCAGGCCCCCCGGGCCACCAGCCUUCCUCCCCGAUGCCCCCGAUGCCCUGCCUGCGGGCGGCCCCGGCUUCCAUUCUGCUAAGCAGGGCCCUGGGGGCACCCACAGCUUCCAGCAGCCCCCCACCUUGCCCCCUGGCCCCCCAGCUCUGCCAGCCGCACCCCCCGUACCCGGGAGCACUGUCUCCUGCGGCCAGGACCCAGGAGCCACCCCGUCCCUCAUCCAGCUGUAUUCUGACAUCAUCCCUGAGGAGAAGGGGAAGAGGAAGAGGACGAGGAAGAGGAAGAAGGAGGAAGACGUGGAGUCCACCAAGACGCCCUCCACACCCCACUCGGACAGCACUGCCCCACCAACCCCUAGCGUCUCCGAAGCUACCUCUACCCCCACCAGGAGCACCCCCAGUGAGCCGCCCCUUCAGGGGGACCCCGAGGCAGGGGAGCCGGCUGCCCCGCCGUGUGCAGAAGUGGACAGCAAGCCGCCAGCCGGGGACUUUCCACAGACCCUCACGGGGCCCGAGGCCGGGGAGCCGGUAGUGGACACGCCGCCCACAGCCGUGGGGGUCAAGCUGGAGGUGGGGGAGCCCGAGCCACACCUGGGCCCUGAGGGGCCUCUGCCAGGAGACCAGGCGCGGAGUCAGGUGGGAGACAGCGCCACGGCCCCCCUCUCCACCGACCAGAGCCCCCCCCAGCCCAACAGCGGCCCCCCUGUCAAAGGGGACUCGGGCAACGAGCUCCUGAAACACUUGCUGAAGAACAAGAAGGCCGCUGCUCUUCUGAACCAGAAGCCUGGGGGCGGCCUGGGCUCCGAAGACGACGGCACAAAGCCUGGCAAGCCCGUGGGGAGGCAGAGCCCUGCCGAGGGCCUGCCCAGUCUGGGGUCCCCGGCCGCGCUCGGUGCUUUCGGCUGCAGCAGUCACCAGUCGCCCAGGGCGGAGGGGGCAGGAGACACCAAGAGGCAGCGCAGCAGGCGCGCGCAGAGGACCGCGGAGAGGUCCGGCCCUCGCGUCAAGAAGAGGAAGAAGGACGAAGAGGAGAAGCAGCCAGUGUACUCUCACCCCGACUCCUUCCCCCACCUGAAGCAGCAGCUCUCUCUGCUCCCUCUAAUGGAACCGAUCAUUGGAGUGAACUUUGCGCACUUUCUUCCUUAUGGCAGUGGCCAAUGUAAUAGUGGGAGUCGGCUGCUAGGAGCUUUUGGCAGCGCCACCCUUGACGGGGUUUCGGAUUACUAUUCUCAGUUGAUCUACAAGCAGAAUAAUUUAAGUAAUCCUCCAACACCCCCUGCCUCUCUUCCUCCUACACCACCUCCUAUGACUUGUCAGAAGAUGGCCAAUGGUUUUGCGACGACGGAGGAGCUUGCUGGGAAAGCCGGCGUGUUCGUGAGCCACGAAGUGACCAAGGGUCUGGGACCCAAGCCGUUCCCGCUGCAGUUAAGACCCCAUGAGGACUUGUUGGCCAGGGCCAUCACCCAGGGCCCAAAGACGGUGGACAUCCCGGCCUCCCUGCCCACACCACCGCACAGCAACCAGGAGGACCUCAGGGUACAAGAGCACACCGUGGAGCGGGACACCCCCGACAGCUUUGUGCCCUCGUCUUCACCCGAGAGCGUGGUGGGCACAGAAGUGAGGCGGUACCCAGACCUGUCACUCGUCAAGGAGGAGCCGCCAGAGCCCGUACCCUCCCCCACCAUCCCGCUGCUGCCCAGCGGCGCCGGCAAAGGCUCGGAGUCUCGGCGGAAGGACGUGCAGGCUGAGCCAGGCGCCUUGUUUUUCACGCCGCCUUUCGGCUCGUCCCCCAAUGGCCCCCGGUCGGGCCUCAUCUCUGUGGCCAUCACUCUGCACCCGACGGCUGCUGAGAACAUCAGCAGCGUUGUGGCUGCGUUUUCCGACCUCCUCCACGUGCGUGUCCCCAGCAGCUACGAGGUUAGUAGGGCUCCAGACGUUCCCUCCGUGGGCUUGGUCAGUGGCCACAGAGGAAACCCCGGCACGGAGUACCGACAGCAUGUGUUUCUCCGCGGGCCUCCACCAGGAUCUGCACACCCGCCCCGGCUAGCCAGCUCUCACCGGCUGAAGCAGCCGACCCUGCCCUUCCCUCCAGUGGGCAACGGUCUCCCUGGAUACAAGGACCCGGCUCCCGGCCUCCCGGAAGGCCCCGCGCUCAGGCCGCAGUGGUGCUGCCACUGCAAGGUGGUGAUUCUCGGGAGUGGAGUGUGGAAGUCCUUCAGAGACCUGGCCUUUGCUGGCAAGGAAUCCCGAGAGCACUCCAGCCGAGUGGAGAAGGACAUUGUCUUCUGCAGUAACAACUGCUUCGUGCUCUACACGUCGACCACACAAGUGAAAGACCCAGGGGGCAAGGAUCCGGCGCCCCCACAGUCCCCCCUGACGGCCACGCCGCCCAGGGCCGCCCACCAGUACAGCGCCAACACCUCCAGCCUGGACGUGCACCGCCUGCCCGCGCCCCGGGAGCGACCGUCCCCGCCCGCCUCGCCGCCGCCCAGCUUCCCGCUGGCCCUGGAGGCCGCCCACGCCGAGGCCAGGCCCGACGAGCUCAAGGUGACCGUCAAGCUGAAGCCGCGGCCGCGCGCCGUGCCCGGGGGCCUGGACGAGGGCCGCCCGCUGCCCAAGAAGUGGCGCGGCCUCCGGUGGCGCAAGUGGAGCCCGCAGGCGGGCGCUCCCCGCGGCCCCUGCCCGCCCCCCGGCGAGGCCGAACCCGACGCCGCCCUGCAGCAGGUGGGCACCCCCCUGAGGCCCGAGCCGGCCCCCCGCGAUGGCCGCCGCUGCUGCUUCUGCCACGAGGAGGGCGACGGGCGGACGGACGGGCCGGCGCGGCUGCUCAACCUGGACCUGGACCUGUGGGUGCACCUCAACUGCGCGCUCUGGUCCACCGAGGUGUACGAGACGCAGGCCGGCGCGCUCAUGAACGUGGAGCUGGCGCUGCGCCGUGGCCUGCAGGUCAAGUGCGCCUCCUGCCACCGGCCGGGUGCCACCAGCGGCUGCCACCGCUUCCGCUGCGCCAACGUCUACCACUUCCCCUGCGCCACGCGCGUGCCCUGCAUGUUCUUCAAGGACAAGACGCUGCUGUGCCCGGCGCACCGGCCCAAGGGGCUACAGGAGCAGGAGCUCAGCGACUUUGCGGUCUUCCGCCGCGUGUACGUGCAGCGCGACGAGGUGCGGCAGAUCGCGGGCCUGGUGCAGCGGGGCGAGCGCCAGCACACCUUGCGCGUGGGCAGCCUCAUCUUCCACGCGCUGGGCCAGCUGCCGCCGCGCCACAUGGCCGCCUUCCACUCGCCCAGCGCGCUCUUCCCCGUGGGCUACGAGGCCAGCCGCCUCUACUGGAGCACCCGCCACCCGCACCGCCGCUGCCGCUACCUCUGCUCCAUCGCCGAGCAGGACGGCCGCCCGCUCUUCCUGGUGCGCGUGCUGGAGCAGGGCCACGAGGACCUGGUGCUCAGCGGCUCCUCGCCCAAAGGUGUCUGGGACAAGAUCCUGGAGCCCGUGGCGUGCGCGAGGAAGAAGUCGCAAAUGCUGCAGCUCUUCCCGGCCUACCUGAAAGGGGAGGACCUGUUCGGCCUCACCGUCUCAGCCGUGGCCCGGAUCGCAGAAUCCCUGCCUGGCGUGGAGGCCUGCGAGCGCUACUCCUUUCGCUACGGCCGCAACCCGCUCAUGGAGCUGCCGCUGGCCGUCAACCCCUCGGGCUGUGCGCGCUGUGAGCCCCGCAUGAGCGCCCAUGUCAAGAGGUUCGUGUUAAGGCCGCACACACUGAACAGUACCAGCACCUCCAAGUCCUUCCAGAGCACGGUGACGGGGGAGCUGAACGCACCCUACAGCAAGCAGUUCGUGCACUCGAAGUCCUCGCAGUACCGCAGGAUGAAGAGCGAGUGGAAGUCCAACGUCUACCUGGCGAGGAGCCGCAUCCAGGGCCUGGGGCUGUACGCGGCUCGCGACAUGGAGAAGCACACCAUGGUCAUCGAGUACAUUGGCACCGUCAUCCGCAACGAGGUGGCCAACCGCAAGGAGAAGCUCUACGAGUCGCAGAACCGCGGUGUGUACAUGUUCCGUAUGGACAAUGACCACGUGAUUGAUGCCACGCUCACAGGGGGGCCUGCCAGGUACAUCAACCACUCCUGUGCCCCCAACUGCGUGGCGGAGGUGGUGACGUUUGAGAGAGGGCACAAGAUCAUCAUCAGCUCCAGCCGCAGGAUCCAGAAGGGGGAGGAGCUGUGCUACGACUACAAGUUCGACUUCGAGGACGACCAGCACAAGAUCCCCUGUCACUGCGGGGCCGUCAACUGCCGCAAGUGGAUGAACUGAGGCCUCCAGCCCGGGACCCUCGACCCCCGACCCCCGACCCCGCGGAGAGGCCCGCUCUGUGAGGGGCUGGGGCGGCCGCCGGGCCUCCCCCCACCCCACCCCCACCUCCCCGGGGCUCCCAGGGCGGCCCAGCACUUUCCUCGCAGGCUCCGGUGGGUUGGGGCUCCGGGGUUCCCGAGGGUCCGGGGCAGGGGCCAUGAAUGUAGGACUGAGGUCACCAGCAGCCCGUAGUGCUGGCCGCGCCUUAGAGACGGGGGCAGGUCCUCUAGUUCGUUUUUACAUAAAGUAGACACCACUGAACAAGGAAUGUACUGACAUGACUUCCUUAGGGAUAGAGCUAAGGGGUAAUAACUUGCACUAAAAACAUUUAAAUACUUGAUUCCAUGAGUCAGUUUAUUGUAGUUUUUGAUUUCUGUAAAAUAAGAGAAACUUUUUGUAUUUAUUAUUGAAUAAGUGAAUGAAGCUAUUUUUAAAUAAAAGUUAGAAGAAAGCCGAGCUGCUACUGUCCCUGCAGAACUAACAAGCCCUGUUACUCUGUACAGACGUGUAAAUACUCGGAGGAAAAGGCAGUAUAAAAAUAGUUAUUGACCAAAUGCUCCCAGGCUCGCGGCAGCUGGUGCUCACUUCAGUUGAGAAGGGAUGUCGAGAUGUCUUUGUGUUCCGGACUUGCCGUGAGAUUUCCGUAACAACCAAAAUUUCAACCUAGUGUUUGGGCUUUUUUGGAAACUGCGGUCUCUUAGCACUUGGUUGUUUUUUACACUUUCCCUGGGUAGGAUGGCGCGUGGGGCCACGGCUGCGCCUUUUCUGGCUGUUUUGGUAACUUAAGACUCAUUUUUCUCAUGGCUGCAGUCCUACUUCUGCAGUCAGGUUUUCCUGUGCUUACGACUCGUGAUAACUGUGAAUGCCUGCCAAGCACCCUGGGGGGAGGCUGGGUCUGUCUUCUUCGCACAGGUAGUUGUGAUUAGGACUUUGUUUCCAGCCGCAAGGAAUCAUGUGAAACGGAACAGGCCCGCAUAGAGCAGGAAGCCCCCUCUCUAACGCUCUCGCCUUCUAGCUAACACAGGAAUCUGGAAAAAAGAAAAAGAAAGAAAAAAAAAAAAAAGAGGAGAGCAGUGACUUUGCUCACAGCUGCCGCCCACGGCAAUAGGUUCUGGAAGAUUAAUUUUAAACCGUGUUUGUAUGAACUGUUUACAUUUCUCUAAUAAAACACGCUGUUUUGUGUUUGCCUGUAGAAUCCUGAUCGGCGUUUCGAACCAGGUGAUAGCUUUUCCUUUUGUACGUAAGGUUCUGGUACUGACACUUCACGUCUGCGUACCCACGAGGUUUUGUGUGCACAGAUCCGGCGGGCGGUGGGCAGUCUGCGGUGGGCUGCCGCCGCAGUGUACAUGGCAUGAUGUAUUUUUUAUCUUACAGAAAAAAAAUCAGUGUAUAUAUUUUUCUCUUGAUAAAUAGCUGUAUGAAAUUUGUUUCCUGGAUAUUUUUCUUCUCUUGUACGAUAUUCUUGACAUCCUUAACCAGUAUUUGUCCUACCGGGUUUUGUUUUGUUUCCUGUUCUGUAUAAUAGUAUCUAAUGUUGGCAAAAUUGAAUUUUUUGAAGUACACAGAGUGUUAUGGGUUUUGGAAUUCGUGGACACAGAUUUAGAAGACCACCAUUUACAAAUAAAAUAUUUUACAUCUA
Messenger RNA from Erinaceus europaeus (western European hedgehog), 15631 nucleotides. RefSeq names its product lysine methyltransferase 2C (gene KMT2C). Bases 13 to 13953 code for a protein of 4646 amino acids. Gene Ontology annotation, cellular component: nucleus; MLL3/4 complex. NCBI's taxonomy places the organism in Eukaryota, Metazoa, Chordata, Mammalia, Eulipotyphla, Erinaceidae. The record is from RefSeq and is a predicted model, not a curated record. The transcript has 56 exons. Gene Ontology annotation, biological process: positive regulation of transcription by RNA polymerase II. Gene Ontology annotation, molecular function: transcription coactivator activity; histone binding; histone H3K4 methyltransferase activity.